Closterium sp. Naga37s-1 is the source of this 561-nucleotide messenger RNA. NCBI's taxonomy places the organism in Eukaryota, Viridiplantae, Streptophyta, Zygnematophyceae, Desmidiales, Closteriaceae. The record is from the annotation of a GenBank genome assembly.
ACAAGUGUGCUUCAGUGGAUUGUGGGACCAGCGGCAAGUGCAGGACGGAUGCAGACGGAAAUACAGAAUGUACUUGCAUCACCGGCUUCACAAAGUAUUAUGACGAGUGCAUUGACAACUGUGAUUGGUUUGGUUUCGACUGUUGGUCCGGCUCGUGCAAGAAGGACACGAAGGGAAAUCCGUAUUGUGACUGCGGCAAAGGCUACAGACUGUCUGCCGACGGGCGCUAUUGCAUUGACAUUUGUGACGCAGUGGAUUGUGGCGAAGGCACGUGCGUGAAGAGAUAUGAUGAGGAGGGAUUCGGCCAUGCAGAAUGCGAUUGCUUUGUGGGCUACCAAGUGGAUAGGAAUGGACACUGUAGUGACAUAUGCAAUGCGGCCUGUCCGGACAGCAAGACGUGCAGGAGGAACGGGGACACCAUCACAUAUUGUACCGAGUGGGAUUACUGCGAUAGGGAUUGUGGGUAUGGCGGCACGUGCAGGAUCGAUAAAGUAAAGGAUGCUGAGUACUGUCUCUGCGACCCCGGCUACAAGUUGUCUGCUGACCAGCUCACUUGCAUUG